This is a messenger RNA of Electrophorus electricus (electric eel), 4665 nucleotides long. Its product is annotated as potassium voltage-gated channel, subfamily H (eag-related), member 4a. Gene Ontology annotation, cellular component: plasma membrane. Gene Ontology annotation, molecular function: voltage-gated potassium channel activity. NCBI's taxonomy places the organism in Eukaryota, Metazoa, Chordata, Actinopteri, Gymnotiformes, Gymnotidae. Gene Ontology annotation, biological process: potassium ion transmembrane transport; regulation of membrane potential. The record is from RefSeq and is a predicted model, not a curated record.
GCUGUGCUGCUCUGCUCUGUAGCUGCGGGCAAGCCCCAUGCUGCCUGCUGCAGAGGACCGAUGGGUUUCUGCUCUUUCGUCAUUAGUCUUCUCCCUCCCUUUAUCCCUCUCUACUCCCUUCAUCCCUCUUUCUCUCUGGCUGGAAUGGAGUGAUAUUGGCACACAGCAGUCAUGCCUGUGAUGAAGGGGCUGCUGGCCCCCCAGAACACCUUUUUGGACACCAUCGCUAAGCACUUUGACGGCACGCACAGCAACUUCCUGCUGGGGAAUGUCCAUGGUUGCCGUGGUUACCCCAUCGUGUACUGUUCAGAUGGGUUCUGUGAGUUGACUGGCUUUGUACGGACUGAGGUCAUGAAGAAGACGUGUACAUGUCACUUCCUCCAUGGACAGGAAACGAGUGAGAGAGUGACUCAACAAGUGGAGAAGACCCUGGAAGGACAGAGAGAGUACCGGGCUGAAGUUCGCUAUUACAAGAAGAACGGCUCUCCCUUCUGGUGCCUGUUGGACAUGGUGCCCAUCAGGAAUGAGACAGGAGAGGUGGUGCUCUUCCUGUUCUCCUUCAAAGACAUCACAGACUCUUAUGGGAAGACGCACCACUGCACACAGCUGCAGGAAGAUGGUACCCAAAACAGGAAGUCCAGCCACUCACACCUGAGUCAUGCUCGUGAGCGUGGGUGGAGACUUGUACACCAUCUAACCAGUCAGUUCACCAACAGGAGCAAAGGGAAGCUGCCAAAUAGCACGUUUCCCAAGCCUACACUGCCAGAGUACAAAGUCGCCUCGGUGAAGAAGUCCCGAUUCAUCCUGCUUCACUACAGCCUGUGCAAAGCAUUGUGGGACUGGUUGAUCCUCCUCGCAACAUUCUACGUGGCUGUGACGGUUCCAUAUGACGUAUGCUUCUCCACCAUGGAUGACAGUAACCAUGGCGACCCUGCGUGUGGUUCCACUUCCAGAAGCAGCAUUGUCAGUGACAUCGUUGUUGAGAUGCUCUUCAUCCUCGAUAUUGUAUUAAAUUUCCGCACCACGUACGUGGGCCCCGCUGGGCAGGUGGUGUAUGACGCUCACUCAAUCUGUCUCCACUACUCAGCUACCUGGUUCAUCCUGGACCUCAUCGCUGCUCUGCCCUUUGACCUCCUCUAUGCAUUCAAUGUGUCAGUGACAUCUCUGGUGCACCUGCUGAAGACGGUGCGUCUGCUUCGUCUGCUGCGUCUCCUGCAGAAGUUGGAUCGCUACUCUCAAUACAGUGCCGUGGUUCUCACCCUGCUCAUGUGCGCCUUUGCUCUGCUCGCACACUGGCUCGCCUGCAUCUGGUAUGUCAUCGGCCGGCAGGAGCUCAUCAGCCAUGACCUGCGCACCUGGGACAUCGGCUGGCUGCAGGAGCUGGCAAAGCGUUUGGAGACACCGUACAUUAACGGCACGUCUGGCGGUCCAUCCGUGCACAGCGCCUACAUAGCCUCCCUCUACUUCACCCUCAGCAGUCUGACUAGUGUCGGCUUUGGCAACGUCUGCGCCAACACAGAUGCUGAGAAGGUCUUCUCUGUUUGCACCAUGCUGAUUGGGGCCCUCAUGCACGCCGUGGUGUUUGGUAACGUGACGGCCAUCAUCCAGCGCAUGUACGCGCGCCGCUCGCUCUACCACACACGCAUGAAGGAGCUGAAGGAGUUCACGCGUGUGCACCGUCUCCCACGCCAGCUCAAACAGCGCAUGCUCGAGUACUUCCAGACCACCUGGUCCGUCAACAAUGGCAUCAACGCCAACGAGCUCCUGCACGACUUCCCAGACGAGCUGCGUGCAGACAUCGCCAUGCAUCUCAACAAGGACAUCCUGCAGUUGUCGCUCUUUUCAUCUGCCAGUAGGGGGUGCCUGCGCUCCCUCUCUCUGCAUAUCAAGACUUCUUUCUGCGCCCCUGGCGAGUACCUCAUCCGGCAGGGCGACGCCCUACACGCCAAUCACUUUGUUUGCUCCGGGUCCUUGGAGGUGCUCAAAGAUGGCAUGGUGCUCGCUAUACUGGGUAAGGGAGAUUUGAUUGGUGCAGACCUGCCUGGAGAGGAUCAUGUGAUCAAGGCCAGUGCUGAUGUGAAGGCUCUGACCUACUGUGACCUGCAGUACGUGAGCGUCAGGGCCCUGAGGGAGGUGUUAGCGCUCUACCCUGAAUACAGCGCACGCUUCUCCGAGGACAUCCACCACAACCUCACCUACAAUCUCAGAGAGGGCCAGACUCGCACUCCAAGAGCCUCACAGGAUUGUUCUCACUCCAGCCGUCCCCUAGACCCAAACUUGCCCUUCAUUUUGGAGGCUGAGGAAGAGGACAGUUCAGGACAGGCAGUGGUCAGGCAACCAUUACUCUCCAGCACAGGAGGGUGUUCUCCACAGUCCACUCUCAGCGCCAUGCUGGGGGAGGAGUUAUGCCAUUUCAGUAUGCUCCGCCUCUGCCGCACUCCAACCCAAGGCUACCAGGCACAGAGCCCCUCCCCCUCCCCUCAGACGCCAGCCAAUCAGGAGUCAUAUGGCACAGUAGUUGACACAGGUUCCGCCCACCGGCCAGCUAAACUGCUAAUUCCCUCCUCCCUCAGCUGCAUCAGUCCACUGGAUCUGAGCCCCAGGGUUGUUGAUGGGAUUGAGGAUAAUGAACCAGUGUUUCAUUUCAAUGUGGAAUCCAGUGGGGUCGCCCUCAGUCCACAGUUCAAAGAUCCCUUUCAGGUGAAUGCCAACCUUCUACUUGAGACUGAAGAAGUCAGACAAAGUGUGUCUCAGCUCAAUACAGAGAUGAACCGUUUAAAUGAGGAAAUGUCCAGCCUGGCCAAGGAGCUACAUGAGAUGAUGCACUUCCUGCACACCCACAUCACCGGGCCUCACUUCCCCACCCUCCUCCCUCCAUGCUCGGCUUUCAGUUGCCAUGGCAGCACAACCCUGCCCAUGUCGUCCUCAGAGUGGUCCCCACAGCUGCCCUGCCAGCAGGUGGCGCUCUGUGCUAGAGACUCGGCAGGACUGCGAGCAGGGUGUGUUUCUGCCCAUGAGCGGGGCUCUGUGCUGGGGCAGGAGGGGGUCUGGGAGCAUCUCCCCCAGCCUGUGGGUCCCCACAGUGCCUGUCCCCACUCCACGUGCUGCCCAGACCAGGGAAGGGUUGCAGCUCUGGGGCUGGACAGCCAGCCGAGUGCCUACCCGGAUCACCGAGCCCCCCAAGGAGGGCUCACUCUCCACAGCUUGGGUUCCGGCUUCCCGUGCCUCUCUGGUCCCAGUGGAGUGGCGACUCAGGUCAGGACCAUUGGUUCCAUAAACACUUCCGGCAAAGCAUGUAGCAUCUGUUCCCAUGGCAACCUUAGUCUGUCCCGCCAGUCUCUGAACACCCAUGGGACCCCUGAUCUCACUCGACAGCAUUCGAUGACGACCACGUCUGUCCACACAUCUCUUACGGCAACUGAUCAGUCACAACCCCUCACUGCUGCGAGUUCAGUGCUGCAUGCUGGGAUUUAUAGUCACAGUUCAGCACACGUCCCCACAGGACCCAGGCAGAAUGACCUGGUGGGGUCAAGCCAGGUUCACCUGCAGGACCCCAUCUGGAUCCCCACUGGGGAGACGACGGACGCUGCGAGCUCAGCGCCAGCAGGGCUCUGACCAGACCGUCCCAAUCCUAGCCCGGUCACACAACUACGACAGGGGGUCUCUCCCUCCCCGCUGAUCAGGAGUAGCACCUAAAUCAAAAGAGGUUCCAUUUCAUUCACUUUGUCCUAGGGACUUAACCCUCUCCGUACGAGGUAUGUUCACCAAAGAAGAAGAGCAGUCGGGUGUGUGUGUGUAUACUGGCCUACAUAAAGGUGGAGGGCAGCUGCAUCUGUACAAAGUGUGUUAAAAACCACAGGUGUGUAGAGGCCAUACGGCAGGAUGUCACAGACUGCAGUUCUCCAUGGAAACUAAACUACAGGUGUAUAGAGGCCAUACGGCAGGAUGUCACAGACUGCAGGUCUCCAUGGCGACUAAACUACAGGUGUAUAGAGGCCAUACGGCAGGAUGUCACAGACUGCAGCUCUCCAUGGAUACUAAAAGUACUGAUUGUUCUUGGCCAAGAUGAAGAAUGCAGAUGUGAGGAAGCCCUCUGAGAGCCCUGAGCUCAAAUCAACUCCUCUUCAUCAAAAUUAGUCUUCUCAUUAGUGUACGGCAGGGACUACACGAUGUAGGUCAGAGGCCUUCCUCCAUAAGGCAAACGCCCUGCAGCACGUCGUCUGUGUCGUACGUACGUACGUUAAUGUCUCUUUGGCUUCAGUGCUGUAGAUGGGAAUGCAGACACAGCACAGAGUCGGACAGGAAGUUCAGCCUUUCUGUCAGGUCUGCACAAAACAGAAUGAGGUACCAAGGCUUAAAUGCAGCAUUACCAAUACUGAUUUACUCCAUACCUUCCAACGUGAAUGUCUUUGGCUCUGUAGUUCCAGCUAUCUUGUAAUGAUUGCUGUCCUGUCAUGGCUGCCCUGGAAAGCUACCAACAGGUUUGUUAUGCGCUCUUAAUGGACUUUGACUUUGAAAAGCAUAUUACCCCAUUAUAUAGAAUUUGUGAACGGUCAAAUAAUUCCAUGUGUUUGUUAGACUUUUGUGUCCUCUGCGUUUAAUUUCAUGGCAUAUUUAAACUUAUUUUUGUUGGUUUGAUUUAUUUUUGUACAAUAAAAAGCUUAC